This is a messenger RNA of Diaporthe batatas, 510 nucleotides long. RefSeq lists its product as uncharacterized. Lineage: Eukaryota; Fungi; Ascomycota; Sordariomycetes; Diaporthales; Diaporthaceae. The record is from RefSeq and is a predicted model, not a curated record. The transcript is spliced from 2 exons. Gene Ontology annotation, cellular component: mitochondrial inner membrane. Bases 1 to 510 code for a protein of 169 amino acids. Gene Ontology annotation, biological process: ubiquinone biosynthetic process. Gene Ontology annotation, molecular function: 4-hydroxybenzoate polyprenyltransferase activity.
AUGCACGCUUGGAACGAUCUGAUCGAUGCGCCCAUCGAUAAGUUGAUACGUCUGGUUCUUGGAAUCGGCCUUCAAUGGGCUAUUGUACUUGGCAGCUGCGCCGCCGGUGUCCGCCACGCAUGGGCAGAUAAGUCCAUAUUAUGCCUGUUCCUUGGUUCCGUGUCCUGGACAGUCAUUUAUGACACUGUCUACGGCUACCAGGACUACUAUGAAGACAUCAGAGUCGGUGUUAAGAGUACCGCCGUGCUUUUUGGAUCUUGGGGCAAGCCGAUCCUGUGGGUGUUAGGCAUCUGUACUGUGAUGCUGUUCUUGGUUGCGGGUCAUCUAGCCGAGAUGAGCUGGGUCUAUUUUGCGGUGACUGGUGGGGGCUCUUUUGCUUCGCUGAACAUCAUGAUAGCGGCUGUCAAUCUGGAGUCACCAGAGAGUUGCUCGUGGUGGUUCACGUACGGGUUCUGGGGCCCUGCAGUCUCUAUCCUUGCCGGACUGCUUGGCACAUAUGUCCUUGGCUAG